Lathyrus oleraceus (garden pea) is the source of this 2260-nucleotide messenger RNA. RefSeq lists its product as uncharacterized. NCBI's taxonomy places the organism in Eukaryota, Viridiplantae, Streptophyta, Magnoliopsida, Fabales, Fabaceae. Gene Ontology annotation, cellular component: endomembrane system; membrane. The transcript is spliced from 12 exons. The record is from RefSeq and is a predicted model, not a curated record. The coding region runs from base 136 to 1902 and encodes 588 amino acids.
CCACUAGCAACCCAAACCCUUUCUUUCACUCUUUAUUAAUAUCACCUUUUACAUCACAAAGCAUCAACAACAACACCGUCUUCAUAGCAGCAUCCGUUUCAAAUCUUCGAUUCCAUCGCUCUCUCUCUGCCGAACAUGGCGACGCCAACGGCAGUAGUUGAUGGCGGAGGUGCUGCACCGGCACCGCAAGGGAGGCAACAAGGCGGCGGAGGCUUUAGUUUCACCGGAAUCAUUCGUAUGGUUGUUUUCUGGUAUUUCGCUUCCAAAUUCUUUUCUCCUGCUAAAAAACCUACCGAACCUUCCGCUCUCGUCUCUAACCUCUUCCAAAAAGGCCAGCCUAUGGAUAUGUGGCUUUAUCUUACUGAGAACGAGAAGUUCAAUGAAUUUGGUAGUGAAAGUGCUCUUGUAUGGCAUGAAACUAAUAUUCCCUACGCCGUGUGGGUACCUGAGAGUACCAGAACUCUUACUUUAAACUUUCCCCCAACUGAGUCUUUGAAGCACAAUGGGAGUCUAUAUGCUCAUGUUUUCUUUGCACAAUCUGGAUAUUCGCCUGACCCUAGUGAUCCCGAAUACCAGCCUCAAGCAGCAUUUGGAAGGACGCUUCCUGUUGUGGUAUACUCGCCAAAGUCAAAAGCAGAUAAAAAGAAGAGUCUGUUGGGAGGUGUACCGGAUUCAAGUGAGAGUCAAGUAACACCCGAGGUCGUUGAUGAUAGUGAAGAUGAUUCUAAAGAUGAUGGUCCUGUGGAGUGGCUUGCAUAUUGGAAACCAAAUAUAACAAUUAACUUGAUUGCCGACUUCACUCAGUACCCAAAUACAGGAAUACCACCUAACAUUGCUCCACACUUGAACAUUGAUCCUAUCACUGGGAACUACUAUCCAACCAUUUACUUCAAUGAGUUCUGGUUACUGCGGGAUAAGUUAAUAGCUUUGAAUGAGACAGUUACUGAACUGACACUUAAUCUGGAAGUUGGUCCUAUUAGCAUGACGAAGUGGCAAUUAUUCAUGCAAGUUGAUCAGUCCUUCCAGAUUCACCGUAGUUACGGAAGCAUGAUUGAAGGCGAGGCUGAUGAACUUAAGAGGGUAUUCUUGGAAGGAAAUCCUUACCUCCUAGGAAUUACCAUGGUUGUUUCUCUUCUUCAUUCAGUAUUUGACUUUCUGGCUUUUAAGAAUGACAUUCAAUUUUGGAACAAAAAUAAGUCCAUGGAAGGACUCUCUGCGAAGACUGUUGUUGUGAGCUUUAUUUGUCAGCUCAUCAUCUUCCUUUAUUUGCUUGACAACGACACAUCUUGGAUGAUUCUUCUAAGCUCUGGAGUUGGUUUGAUUAUCGAGUUCUGGAAAAUUGGAAAAGCCAUGCACAUAGAGAUUGAUAGAACAGGAAGGAUACCUAUGUUGAGGUUCCGAGAUCGAGAGUCAUAUGCCGGGAAUAAGACAAAAGAGUAUGAUGAUAUUGCAAUGAAGUAUUUAACAUAUGUUCUAUUUCUCCUUGCUGCCGGCUUUGCUGCUUACUCACUAAUGUACGAACGCCACAAGAGUUGGUAUUCUUGGAUUCUGUCUUCACUCACAAGUUGUGUAUACAUGUUUGGUUUUAUUAUGAUGUGCCCUCAACUGUUCAUCAACUACAAGCUCAAAUCUGUUGCUCACCUACCUUGGAGGCAGAUGACUUACAAGUUUCUCAACACCAUCAUUGAUGAUCUUUUUGCCUUCGUCAUUAAAAUGCCAACUCUACAUCGGCUUUCUGUCUUCCGUGAUGAUCUUAUCUUCCUUAUAUAUGUAUACCAGAGGUGGAUUUAUCCAGUGGAUAAGAAGCGUGUUAAUGAAUUUGGUUUUGGAGGUGAGGAUGAACAGGCUAUCGAUUCUGCCGAGACGGUCGCAGUAAAGGAAGAAGAGAAGAAAACUAAUUGAUUUGGUUUUUUCUCAAGUGCUUGAGGGAGUUGAUACCAAAUAUUCUAGAAAUCAUCGGGAUCACUUUAUGUUUUACUUCCUCUUAGGGUAUGCAUUUGCUAUUAGAUUUUUGUUUGAAGAAGUGUUGGCCUUACCUCCUGGAAGUUUUGCUAGGACAGAAGAUCGAAGGGUAUCUGACUACUACAAGGCAGACUGUGAUGGUCAUGCUUUUAAGUUAUCUUCUUUUGUGUAUUAGAAGAAUGCCUUCUCCCUAGUUUUUAUUUAUUAUCUAGUAAAUUUUGUCUUAUUUUUGUUUGGGAUAGGUUACUUUUUUCAUGUAUUGUUUUUUCCCCUUUCAUAAUGUAUUUUUUGACUAAUA